Zootermopsis nevadensis is the source of this 2069-nucleotide messenger RNA. The record is from RefSeq and is a predicted model, not a curated record. NCBI's taxonomy places the organism in Eukaryota, Metazoa, Arthropoda, Insecta, Blattodea, Termopsidae.
UUACAAUUUUUAUCUUCAUAAUGAACACGGCAUAUUAGACACUUUGUGAAUAGGCAAUAUGUGCCGUGUAGCAAGGAAAUUCUUACAUCCAACUGCAAUACAGAAUACAGAACAGGCAAUUCAUGAAUAGAAAAUAUUGUUGUUGCUUCACAUUGAUGUUCAUGAGUUUCAAAUUAUAAAUAUACGUCGUAGUUUUAUCAAAUACUGGUUACUUGGAACGAAUUCAAAGAUCCAUAAUUGUUAUUCUAGUGCAUUCUAAAUAUUCCAUGUUCAAUGAUUUGAAUCGUGCUGUCAGAAGACAUUGUGGUAUUGCUGCAGAACAUUUCUAACGAGGCAUAUAACAUUUGAAAAUCUGUACCUCUAACCUUAUAAUGUCUUGUAAGGUGGGGAUGGAGCACAACAUCGACGUGAUCAAAGUGGAACUCGAUCCAUACACCAACACGGGCCCAGCGCUGAACAAGUUUGAAUUGGUUCAUAUAAAACAGGAAAAUUCCUGCACUGUGAACAGUGAAUUCAAGUUGGAUAUGUAUCAAAUCAAAGAAGAACAUGACUCAUCAGCUGUAGAAAUGUCAUCAUUCAGCGAAAAACGGGUCAUUGCUAUAAAACAGGAAGCACAAGGAGAUGCCGAUGAGAUAUGGGGCGGCCCAGUGAUUAAGCAGGAGCUGGAGGAUGAUGAAAUGAUACGAGAUCACGGCGUGUGUUUAGACAGUGUGGAACUGAUUCUUGGCACUGAAGACUUUAUUGGUAGAAACAGUAUGUCAGUUGAACACGUUGACAGCCAUCAUGAUGACAGCAUCUUCUCAUCACUCUGUACUUUACAAACCAAAAAUCCUGAAAAUAAUUCUUCCAAAAUAUCUGGAGUGAAAUAUAAAUCUGAAGUAAGUAAGAAAGUGAGCACAAAACCUCAGAGGAAGGCUUAUGAAUGUGAUCUGUGCGUAAAGAGUUUUACAAGGCAGGGCCAUUUGACUGAACACAAACGUACUCACACUGGGGAAAAGCCGUACCAGUGUGAAAUUUGCAAAAAAAACUUUACACAACGUGGAAACCUAGCACAGCACCUCCGCACACAUCCUGGAGAGAAACCGUUUAAAUGUGAUUUCUGUAUGAAGCGCUUCACUAAACGGGCACAUUUGAUGGAGCACAGGCGGAUUCACACUGGGGAGAAACCAUACAUAUGUGAUAUGUGCAACAGAGGUUUCUCUCAACAGGGGCAUUUAGUCGCUCACACGCGAACCCAUACCGGUGAUAAGCCGUACAAAUGUCACUUGUGCAACAAACGAUUCUCUUCAAACGCCUAUCUUCUCGUGCAUACUCGUUCCCACUUGGAUGGAAAGCCUCACAAGUGCGACUUUUGCAACAAGAGUUAUAUGCAGCAGAGAGAAUUGUUGCGGCACAGUCGAAAUCACGCAGGUGCAAAGCCCUACAAGUGUGAGAUAUGUCACAAGCACUUCCCAGAUCAUGCGAACUUGGCAAGGCACAGGCGGACACAUGCAGAGUCAAUACACAAGUAUGUGUCUUGGAAGGUUUCCAAUAACAUGGAAGGCACGUUGUCACCCGCAUUAGAGGGUCACCUCAUAGACAUGCAUUGAUGUGUCUCAUUGCGUCCAGAUUAAGUGAAGUGGGAAGUGUUGCAAGAUUGUGCAUUUGGUGCUAGUAUAAUGACUCUGGGAGCUCCGUAUGCUUUCGUGGCCUUUGUUUAUGCACAGUGGCAGUAAAGGAGGAGUUAAAUAGGCUGUUCGGCAGAGUUGACCGUCUGCUGCGAAGGAUAUGGAAGUGCGGAGCUUCACCUCCAUAUAUCCUGUCUACUUGGAAGUAUCGCCAUGUGCGACAUUGGGACACGAAGGCAACGACCAAGAAGUUGAUUGUGUGACAGCGACAGCGACAGCGUUCGUACACCGUGCAGUCAAAAAGGUUUCUCUAAUGAUGUUCUUCACAACAGCACGGCCAGCAGUUCUACUUCACGAACUCGCAGCAGCCCGCCUACCUCUCCGGAUUCCAACAGCCGCAGUACGAGGACUUCUUCAAGCCCCAGAGCUCGUACGAGCCGUCCCCGUUCCAGCUGCCGGUAA